Molecule: messenger RNA, 657 nt
Organism: Histoplasma capsulatum G186AR
Lineage: Eukaryota; Fungi; Ascomycota; Eurotiomycetes; Onygenales; Ajellomycetaceae
Exons: 3
Coding region: 1-657 (218 amino acids)
Source: RefSeq, a predicted model, not a curated record
AUGGGAAAGGAAUGGGGCAAUAAUGGCGGACCAAUGCCUGCGAUGUACCACGAGCUGAUUUGCACGAUAGGAGCACAAGCGGAUAUCCAAGUGAUAAAGAGCUCGCCGUGUCUUCAAACUGAGUCCCAAAACAGGGCGGUUUCGUCGUCUUUGGUCCCUUGUUUCUGCUGCAAGUCAUACCUCCGACGACGACGAAGCCCGCAGGGAUGCCGCGGCGGGCUGAGGCCAUGGCAAUCUCUGCUGGUUAUGGAUGGGCUUGCGGGAGACAGCCACGUUGAGACCUGUUCACCCAGGGCUUUUUCUGGCCAGCGGGCUACUAUACUCGACCCAAUCGAGGGCAGUAGAGGUUGGCGCUGUCAGUUAUCACCAAGUGUCUCAAAUAAUGUGUUAGGCUUACUUAGCGUGACGGCGAAGGAUGACAAUCACCGUUGGCGUCGAGACUCGAUCUCUGAAACUUGCACCAGGAACGCCUUGGUUGGCCUCCGUCAGGGUAUGUGGAUAAUUGAGCGUGUUGGCGCUGCACACGAUCUACGUGGUGGGGAGUCGCCCAGAAAAGCUGCGGAUGGUCUGUCCACGCAUAAAGUUAUCUUUGACCACACCUGCACAAAGCCUAAAAACUACAGAGUACACCCUCGCAAUGCGUUUUCCGCUCAAUGA